Molecule: messenger RNA, 748 nt
Organism: Dermatophagoides farinae (American house dust mite)
Lineage: Eukaryota; Metazoa; Arthropoda; Arachnida; Sarcoptiformes; Pyroglyphidae
Product: dual specificity protein phosphatase 22-like
Biological process (GO): signal transduction; protein dephosphorylation
Cellular component (GO): cytosol
Molecular function (GO): protein tyrosine phosphatase activity
Source: RefSeq, a predicted model, not a curated record
UUGGCGCGUACCUUGAACGAAUCAUAUAAUAUGUCUUAUUAUAGCAAGUUGUGUUUAUUCAUUUUCAAAUCUAAAUGAUGCUAUGGACAGGAUUAUCCAUGGUCUUUAUAUUGGUAACAUUCGAGCAGCCAAAAAUCAUGAACAACUGAAAAUCAAUUCAAUUACACAUAUACUUUCUAUUCUGGAUACGGAAAAUAGCCAUCAAAUUGAGGGUAUCAAAUAUUUGUGCAUUUGUUUGGCGGAUUCUCCUCAUCAGAACAUAAUCAAACAUAUUCCAAAAUGUAAUUUUUUCAUUCAUAAAGCUCGGUUAACUGGUGGAAAUGUAUUAAUUCAUUGUUUGGCAGGUAUAUCAAGAAGUGUAACUAUUGCAGCAGCAUAUCUUGCUUCGGUCACAAAAUUCAAUUGUAACGAAACCCUUAAUUUAAUAAGAAAUAUUCGACAAAUUUCUGCACCAAAUCCAGGAUUUUAUAAACAACUUUUAGAUUUUGAAACAUAUCGUCUACGACAAGAACGUAAUCGUAUAGUGAUGGAAUAUCAUUUUGGUUUAAUAGCUAACGAUGAAAUCGAGAUUCAAAGAUUAUCAUCAAGUCAUCAUCCUUUGACAACAUCAAAACAAAUAUCAGAUGAUGGUGGAUUGAAUGAAUGAUUAAUGGCCACUUGAAUAGCAAAAUUAGUGAUUCAUUUUUUAAACAUCAACUUUUGUCAAUAAUAAUGGUGCCAAUAAAUUAUGAUAUCAAUUUUGAUUUAA